Coniosporium apollinis CBS 100218 is the source of this 1260-nucleotide messenger RNA. Its product is annotated as IMP-specific 5'-nucleotidase 1. NCBI's taxonomy places the organism in Eukaryota, Fungi, Ascomycota, Dothideomycetes. Gene Ontology annotation, biological process: nucleotide metabolic process; inosine salvage; nicotinamide riboside biosynthetic process. The coding region runs from base 1 to 1260 and encodes 419 amino acids. The transcript is spliced from 7 exons. Gene Ontology annotation, molecular function: magnesium ion binding. The record is from RefSeq and is a predicted model, not a curated record.
AUGACAACCAGAUACAGAGUCGAGUAUGCACUGAAGACACAUCGCCGUGAUCAACUGAUAGAAUGGGUCAAAGGCCUGCUAGCUGUGCCCUUCGUGCUGCACUCGCAGCCGACGGCGGUAUUCGAGCCCCGGCGCGAGUCCGUCGACCAGAUGGCAGCUGGGGCCCACCGCCGCUACGCAGAGAUCAUGCGAGAUGUUGAGGAGCUCAUCAACGACCACAUCGCCCACCAAAAAGCCGGCACCCAUGCGCACUCCAAACUGAAGCUCCUCGUCCCCUCCGUCGGCAUAUUCUUCACGCCCCUCCCCCUCCACGACGCCUUCAUAUACCAAGAUUCGCGCCGCUUCAUCAGCUACCGCCGCUUCGUGCCCCCCUCCUUCAACGACAUCCGCCUGAUCCUCAACACCGCGCAAGUCAUGUCGCUCGUACGCAGCGGCCCGCUCGAGCUCGUGACCUUUGACGGCGAUGUCACGCUGUAUGACGACGGGGAAAGCCUCACGGCGGACAACGUCGUCAUACCACGGAUACUGCGGCUGAUGCGCGCGGGGACGAAGGUCGGGAUCGUGACCGCGGCGGGGUAUACGGACGGCAAGAAGUAUUAUGGACGGUUGCACGGAUUGCUGGAUGCGGUCCAUGCGUCGGACUUGCCGCUGGCGCUGAAGCAGAAUCUGGUCGUGCUUGGGGGCGAGAGUAACUACCUCUUCAAGUUCAACAGGGACCAUCCGGAUCUGCUGGAGUUUGUGCCGCGCGAGGAGUGGGUGCUGCCGGAGAUGGCGCUGUGGCUUGAGCAGGAUAUUGAUGCGCUGUUGGAUGUGGCGGAGGUGGCGCUGAAGGAUUGCAUCAAGAACAUGCGGCUGCAGGCGCAGGUGCUGCGGAAGGAGCGCGCGGUGGGGAUCGUGCCGGCUGUGGGGAGCAAGCUUGCGAGGGAGCAGUUGGAGGAGACAGUGUUGGUGGCGCAGAAGAUACUGGAGAUGUCAGAAGUCGGCCGCCGCCUCCCCUUCUGCGCCUUCAACGGCGGCAACGACGUCUUCAUCGACAUCGGCGACAAGUCCUGGGGCGUGCUCGCCUGCCAGCGCUUCUUCGGCGGCAUCGAGGGCAGCAAGACCCUGCACGUCGGCGACCAGUUCCUGUCUGCCGGCGCCAACGACUUCAAGGCUCGCUUGGCGGCUACGACGGCUUGGAUCGCGAAUCCGACGGAGACGAUUCAGCUGCUGGAUGAGCUGGCGGAGUUGGAUGAGGUUGUGCAGAGAAAGAUUCAAUAG